AGAAGUAUAGAUUGCCAGAGCGAGUGCGGCACGAACUCAGUCCUCCAGCGAGCUCCACCGAGGACUUGUUGAUCCUGUGAAAGCCGCCGAGAAGUACCCUGGUCUCUUCCUGGUCGAGAGGUGUGACGGCGUUCCGGACGAGCUGAUCGUUUUAGCGCCGAAGAUCAGUACACCUCCAGCGGCAUGAACGCGUGUGCGGUGAUUACGCUGGUGCUGGUGGCGAACACAGCGUAUAUCGGCGUCGAGGCGUGGGGUGGCCUCUUCAACCGCUUCAGCCCCGAGAUGCUGUCCAAUCUCGGUUACGGCGGUCACGGCAGCUACAUGAACCGUCCGGGGCUAUUACAGCAGUCGCUUUCGGACGGAUACAACGGCAUGUAUGGGGAAGGUGCAGAACCCACGGAGGAACCUUGUUACGAGAGGAAAUGCGCGUACAACGAACACUGUUGCCCAGGCACCAUCUGCAUGAAUCCCGAUGGAGUUAUCGGAACGUGCGUCGAUGACCUUGGAAUGAAACAAGGCGAGCUGUGCAGGCGGGACAACGAUUGUGAGACCGGCUUAAUGUGUCAGCAAAUUCCAGGACGCGACGCGAGAUCGUGUCAACCGCCGUUGACUUCGAACAAGCUGUAUAACGAGGAGUGCAACAUGUCGAACGAGUGCGACAUCAGCCGCGGACUGUGCUGUCAGCUACAAAGACGACAUCGGCAAACACCCAGGAAGGUCUGCUCGUACUUCAAGGAUCCCCUGGUCUGCAUCGGCCCGGUGGCGACGGAUCAGAUCAAGUCCGUGAUCCAGUACACCUCCGGCGAGAAACGCAUCACCGGACAGGGCAACCGGCUGUUCAAGCGAAUGCCGCCGUUCGCCUAAACACUCCGCUCACGUACCUGACGGCACGACGAAGGGGAAGUAUACACUGAUAAGCUACAAGAAAAUCAAAUCCUCCUUUAGUCGUUGUGAAGAGUACCUAGACUAAGUCUGUCGACUCGACAUUAUCUCAAUUUCCUUUCUAAUCCUGACACAUACACACACACACACACACACUGCUCCAAGUCAACGAUACAUCGGGAAGUACAUAGGCACAUACAUAUAUACACACAUACACACACGUACAUGCACACACACAUAUAUAUGACAAAGAGCAUAAGAGCCAUGCGACGAGAAGUGAGACUAAGUGUUACCUCGGGGAAUAAAGACUCGCGCAUGGCGCGAUGCGCCUUCGAGGUUGUUUCUUCCUCGAAUAGCGCGACUGACAAAAGUCUAGCACACAUAUCAUAGCAGCCCGUCUCGUAGGUCUCUAAGGAAUAAGGGACACGCUAGCGUAAUGAUAAGGAAGAGCGCCGUUCGACGAAGGUGUUUCUUAAUGAUUUUUAAGGGUAAGGUACACAUAAUAUGUGGGCCGUUUGUGUGUGAGAGAGAGAGAAAGGGAGAGAGAGAGAGA
This is a messenger RNA of Harpegnathos saltator (Jerdon's jumping ant), 1435 nucleotides long. RefSeq names its product space blanket (gene spab). The record is from RefSeq and is a predicted model, not a curated record. Lineage: Eukaryota; Metazoa; Arthropoda; Insecta; Hymenoptera; Formicidae. The coding region runs from base 184 to 864 and encodes 226 amino acids. The transcript is spliced from 6 exons.